Osmerus eperlanus (European smelt) is the source of this 2574-nucleotide messenger RNA. Its product is annotated as P2Y purinoceptor 3. Lineage: Eukaryota; Metazoa; Chordata; Actinopteri; Osmeriformes; Osmeridae. Gene Ontology annotation, molecular function: G protein-coupled ADP receptor activity; G protein-coupled UTP receptor activity; G protein-coupled UDP receptor activity. The record is from RefSeq and is a predicted model, not a curated record. Gene Ontology annotation, biological process: cellular response to pyrimidine ribonucleotide; phospholipase C-activating G protein-coupled receptor signaling pathway. Gene Ontology annotation, cellular component: plasma membrane. The coding region runs from base 299 to 1393 and encodes 364 amino acids. The transcript has 3 exons.
UCACAAGAAACACUGCACGAUCGGAGUCCUGAGUGCUGAGAAGUAGAUGUUGCUUGGAGGUGCGAGAAAGGCGUCUUUAGCGAAUCGAGUUUUGCUUCUACUUUGCUUUAAAAAUAUAAUGUUGUGUGAUGGCUGAUACUGGAUAACUUACUUCUCAUCACCUUCGAAACUUUGUUGACCGGGUUACUAGAGCCGCACACUGCCGAAGCCCAGAAACAAACACCUUCGCCUUCUUUGUUUACACCGGUCAUGAACUUGAUAUUUUCCUGCAGUAGUUGGAGAAUGUGAAGCCGGCACCAUGCAGCUGUUUCCCUUAGAGGUGUUCCCCACAGGAACGUUCUCUACCCAAACCUUUUCAUCGGAACUGUACUCCGACGAGGACCUCUACCUAUCCGAGACUUAUGAACAGGACGACGUUUACAACGCCACAAGGCCCAUCCACCCACGAUGUACCUACAAGGAGGACUUCAAACGCAUCCUGCUCCCUGCAGUCUACACCGCGGUCUUCCUGGUCGGCCUGCCGUUGAACGCCGUGGUCAUGCUGAAGAUCUCCAGGACGAGAACCAACCUGAGCCGCAGCAACAUCUACAUGCUCAACCUGGCCACGGCGGACUUCCUGUAUGUGCUGUCACUUCCUCUGCUCAUCUACAACUACGCCAGCCACGAUUACUGGCCCUUUGGGGAACUGGCCUGCAAACUGGUCAGGUUUCAGUUCUACAGUAACCUCCAUGGCAGUAUCUUGUUCCUGACCUGCAUCAGCUUACAGCGCUACCUGGGCAUCUGCCACCCCCUGGCCAGCUGGCAUAAGCAGGGUGGCCGCAGGCUGGCCUGGAGGGUGUGCCUGGCCGUGUGGCUGGUCGUCGCCGUCCUCUGUGCCCCCACCUUGCACUUCGCCGCCACAGGAAAGCAGCGCAACCGCACGGUCUGCUACGACAUGAGCCCGCCAGACCGCUCAUCCAGUUACUACCCCUACGGGAUGGCACUCACCUGCCUGGGCUUCCUCUUGCCUUUCACAGCCGUGGUGGCAUGCUACUGCCGCAUGGCCUGCAUCUUGUGCCGGCCGGCAACCUGCGGGGACGUUUCCGUGGCGGCCGGGGCGAAACGCGACAGGGCGGUGCGGAUGAUCGUGGUGGUGGUGGCAGUGUUCGCCAUCAGCUUCCUGCCCUUUCACGUCACCAAGACCAUGUAUCUGCUGGUGCGCACCCUGCCGGGGGCUCCCUGCCACACGAGGAACCUGUUCUCCAUCGUCUACAAGUGCACCCGGCCCUUCGCCAGCAUGAACAGUGUUCUAGACCCCAUCCUGUUCUACUUCACCCAGCCUCGCUUCCGCAAGAGCACCAGGAAGCUGGUGCUCAAGGUCACCUCGCACAGGACCAAGGGAACCCAGGUGUGAGACCGACCCCCUUGGAGAACCUGCAAGGUAGAUCCCAGAAGCUUGUCGCCUGGAGACACUCUGGAAAUGUCCUGCUUUCUCCUUGUGAAGCAAAGAGCAACAGGAGACGCAUACUCACCCUCCAACAAUGUCCUCAGUGUAGGAGUAGCCGAGCAUGGAGAGAGACAAGAGGGAGGAGAGUUUCGUGAAAAUGGUUGCUGUUUGGGUCCCGAGAACUGUACAUGCUGUGGUGUGUGUGUGUGUGUGCUUGUAACUGCACAAGCAGCUGUAUUACACUUGUGGCCAUGCUAAAAUGCAUGAAGUACUUAGAUUUCUCGGUUGAAAUGUUUCUUUCGGUUGCACGACCUGCUGUUCACUAAUUUCACCACAUAGUGGUGUAUGUGUCUUACUUAUUUGUUGCACUGAAACGCCUGCACUCAUUCACAAAGCCCUGUUCCAGUAGGUCUUUCCUCUGUGUGAUGUUCUCAAAGAUUGAAAAAAAGGAGAGAAGAUUAGAUUAUAAUUUAGAUUCCAUGGUGUGUGUUCAUUUCCACAGUCAAGCUAGGUCAGUGACUGCACUGAGUGAAUAGUUAGAGGGAAUGUGAUUUGGAGGCAGCAGUUCCAUUGAUUUAACAGCGUUUGUGUGGAUGGAAGUUGUAUGGAUGGAACUGUGGUUUGAUGUACUUCCCAUGUGUAACCUUCCCGUUAAAAGGGAUCUUCACCUUGCUAUUGUAAGCACUAUGACGUCCUAGGAUAGGCAUGUCUACAUUAGGACCUGCUGCUGUACUCUGGAAUUGCUCACUGACAUUGUCAAAUGUUGGCUUGUCGUUAACACUUGAAUCAAUUUGUGUUCUUUUUAUCUUGUAAUUUGGUCAUUUUAAUAGCUUAGGCAAUUUGGCCAAAUUUGGCCAUCAUGUUUGUGAUGUAAUUUAAUGGCUAAGAAUCUCAUUUUGUUUGGUGUACUGAAAAAACUAUGUGGAGCAAAACUAUCUGUGUCUUUGCACACAUCAUCAACUGAAUAUAACCUAGUACUGAUAUUUAUUGGUUUGUUUUGGUCAAGUGUGUGUGAUAAUGUGAGUCUUUGUUCACAACUCUGUUUGGAAUGUAACGUGUGUGUGAUACCUGAUUUGAAGCUGUCUAUGUAUAUUAAGAUGAGGAAGAUUUGUGUUUCAGUGUCAGUAUUAAAGUUCAUUUUUAUAAUA